UCAGUUUGUUUCUGGCAAAAGAAAAAAGUCAGUAAAAUUUGGACAAUUUUUAAUCUCAAUACGCUUUUUUUUUUAGAGAUGUUUGGACAAUAUCAGAGAAGAUUUUUAAAGGUGUUUUUAUACAAAUUUUGGAAUGAAGAAAGAGAAGAAGGCAAGCUCAGUAAAACUGGAAAAACAUGAGCUAGACACUUGUCCGAUGAUCGUGUGUAAAGUGGAGAAAUCAAUUCCCAAGAUGAGACCUGUGAAGUCAAAGGAGAGGAUUAAAGCUGCCACAUCUAAGAGCAAAUCCACCUCAGCCAGGGAGGCUACUACAUGUGAAACAUCAGGGAAUAUAAUGAAGCUUUGUGUCAAUCUGAUGCCUGUUCUGGCUGCAGCCAAGGAGCCAGUGGAGGAAGAGGAAGAGAGAAAGGAGGACAACGAAUGCACAAGUAAAAAGAAACCUGAAACCAGCUGCAAAAAUGAUCCAUCUGUCACUAAAUCUGAGGAACAAAUACUCAGUUCUUUCACAGGAUUAAAUCUGGACACUGACACCAAACAAGCACAAAGUCCUUGGCUUGUGCUACCACCUAUAACUCAACCUAAACCAGCUCCUGAGUGUUGUGACCGUCAGAGGGGGCACCACACUCCUCUACCUCCCAUCAGUCCAACUGAGCAAACAAGGACCAUCUCUUCAAAUGUUACUAUUAGAGGCUGCAGAGGCGACGGGUUAGUUACAGGACAUGUAGCAGACAGCAGGCCCUGGAUGGACAAUCCCCUGUUCUCCAAAAGUAGAUCUCCUGAGUUUCGUCUCCCUGACAUCUCCUUGUCCAGUCUGGAUGCUCUGCUGCAGACGGUCACACAGAAACUGGGGAGGAAGAGGAGAGGUUACGAUGAAGGACGGUGGACACGUGUCCAUUCUGAUCAGCUCCUCGCAGCUGUUAGUGAGCGACGCUUGAGGGAGAGGAGCGGCACGGAGAACAAAAACCUGGCCAACAUUGAAGCAGUGACAGAGACAUCAGUGGGUGGAUGCAGUGUAAACUCACAGCGGAGCCUCCCACCACUUUCAUCUGCCCCAAAACCAACGCUCAUCCACACUAUGACGAAGAAAAACCUCCUGACAUCCAGCAUGCUGCAGUAA
This is a messenger RNA of Epinephelus lanceolatus (giant grouper), 1117 nucleotides long. RefSeq lists its product as uncharacterized. The record is from RefSeq and is a predicted model, not a curated record. NCBI's taxonomy places the organism in Eukaryota, Metazoa, Chordata, Actinopteri, Perciformes, Serranidae.